GCCCCAAAGCCAGCGACAUGUCCCAGUGGGGAGCAGUGCUUCUGCACCCCAGUGUGAGGAGGACGCAGGGGUCAGAGGUGGUUGCAGGGCGGGCAGAGGAAGGACCUGACAAGGGGAGUGGGCCAGCAGUCAGGGAGCAGUCAGGAAAGGAGGCCAGCUGCUGACAAGAUAACCCAGAAGCAUCUGGAGCUGCGUGGAAAGCCCGGAAGACUGCAGCCAUGCCUCACAGCUCUGACAGCAGUGACUCCAGCUUCAGCCGCUCUCCUCCCCCCGGCAAACAGGACUCCUCUGAUGACGUGAGAAAAGUUCAGAGAAGGGAGAAAAAUCGCAUCGCUGCCCAGAAGAGCCGACAGAGGCAGACACAGAAAGCCGACACCCUGCACUUGGAGAGUGAAGACCUGGAGAAACAGAAUGCGGCUCUGCGCAAGGAGAUCAAGCAGCUCACAGAGGAGAUGAAGUACUUCACGUCGGUGCUCAGCAGCCAUGAGCCCCUGUGCUCGGUGCUGGCUACCAGCACGUCUUCACCCCCCGAGGUGGUGUACAGCACCCAUGCUUUCCACCAGCCUCACGUCAGCUCCCCGCGCUUCCAGCCCUGACCUUUUCCAGAGCUGGGGAGGAACAGAGCCCCAGCUACUCCAGCAGGCCUUGGGAGGAGCACACAGACAGUAGCCAGGCUGCUUUUGUCCCUCAGAGCCCUCUGUCUACCUGGAAACAUGGACGCAGAGGCCUGGACAAGGACCGAGCACAAACAGGACUGUAGCAGCUGGAAGUGUGUGAGGCCCCCCAGCAGGGUGGCAGCCCAGCAGCAUGUGCUGGACCCCCCAUGGGUUGUACUAAACAUAACGUUCAAGACCCACGGCACAGAGCGAGAAGGGCAAGCACGGAUUAUUUUUCUAAAUAAAUGUC
Rhinolophus ferrumequinum (greater horseshoe bat) is the source of this 906-nucleotide messenger RNA. It is a transcript of the gene BATF, whose product is annotated as basic leucine zipper ATF-like transcription factor. The record is from RefSeq and is a predicted model, not a curated record. The transcript is spliced from 3 exons. The coding region runs from base 219 to 596 and encodes 125 amino acids. Gene Ontology annotation, cellular component: nucleus. Lineage: Eukaryota; Metazoa; Chordata; Mammalia; Chiroptera; Rhinolophidae. Gene Ontology annotation, molecular function: DNA-binding transcription factor activity, RNA polymerase II-specific; RNA polymerase II cis-regulatory region sequence-specific DNA binding. Gene Ontology annotation, biological process: regulation of transcription by RNA polymerase II.